This is a messenger RNA of Xyrichtys novacula (pearly razorfish), 16884 nucleotides long. NCBI's taxonomy places the organism in Eukaryota, Metazoa, Chordata, Actinopteri, Labriformes, Labridae. The record is from the annotation of a GenBank genome assembly.
GUCGCCAUGGGAGACGCAAUGUAGGAAGUAAAUUCCAUAGCCUGUCGUUGGUGUUUUGAUAGCUCGAGCUGCUCUUUAAUAAACACCUGUCUGAUUUUACUGGAUUUUUGUCCUCUUGUUUUGUUUUCGGAGCAUUUUUAGACUCGUAUAAUCGCCCUGACCAGCUGAGGGGAACAUUUCGGUCCGUCAAACUGACAGGUAAAUAUCUGCUCUCUACAUAAAUGAGAUUUAAUGAUGUGUUCGUCGUUUCCUCUCAUCAACUUUAGCAGGUAACUUUACUCAAACUUUAACAUUUAGGAUUGUUUGAGGUUAAAGCUGAAUUUUCUCCUAUUAGAAUCUUUACUGCGUCUGUACAGAUUCACCAACUAUGGAUACUGACAGAUAUUUCUCUCGUUUCCAGCCACUUUUUCCUAAUUAAUGAACCAAAACCUGCUUUAACAUUUAUUUAGGUAACAACAGUAUCAGCCCAUGAGCCGGAGUCGGAACCCCCCGCCCCGGGGUCAAGGGGCAGCACGAGCCAAACAGGUAACACCUAUCAUAUCACCUCAUUAUCAUAUCUCAGUAGUGAUCGACAUGGACCGGCCAGAACAUUAGGAACACCUGGACAAUAUGGUGCACAUAGCUCUACUAUAAACCAUUCUCUCAGAAAGCUUCUGAACCUUAAAUUUCUGCUGACAUGAUCAGUCAGGUGAUUAUUGUCCUUUGUGUUUACUGUUGUAGACACGUUGGGUGGAGGUGAUUUUCUGGAAUGUGAAUAAAAAUGCUCUAAUUAUAACACCCUUGAGUACGCCACCAACAUCCACAAUAACUCCCAUGAUGAAUUUAAGAUCAAUUAUCUUCUAUCUGACUAUAUCAACACAAACUGAAAACUUAACCACCUUAGGAUGGUAAAAGGUACAGAACAAGCUAAAUAUAAAUAUUCUUUGUCAUAUGCAUGCUGCCAUGUUCAAAGGGUAUCCAACUUUCUUUGUGGACAAAUUGGUGUACAGUGGCUACUAUCAUCAACAUGUCACUCGGCAGGUUAGCUCUGGUCAUUUAGAUGUUCCAGUUGUAUGAGGAGAACAGUGUUAUUUAGGUCUUUGGAAAUGUGGAGUCAAUUGCUCAGGAGCACACAGCAAAUAAGCAGUAGGUAUUAUUUUAAAAGCACUUUAAAACAAAACUGUUUGUAUGAAUGAAGUAUGAAAGCACAGAUUUUGGAGAGAUUUUAAUGUUGUGAAGAAUCAUGAUUUGAAUCUGUAAUUGUAUUUAUUAUUGAUUAAUUGUUAAAAUGUAAUUGUAUCGUGAUUUUAAGUUUUUGGACCCCAGGAAGACUAGCAACCACUUUGUGGACGCUAAUGGGGUUCCAAAUAAAUAAAUAAAUAAAUAAAGGGAGAAUUUAGUGUUGUAUGUAGUGGAUUGCAGUAGGUGUUUAUAAUGUUAUGGCUGGAUGGUGUACUGUUACUAUGUCAACAACAAGGUAUGAUUCAGCAGCUUUUUGUCUGACUUUCCCUUUGUCUGUCUCAGAUGGGGCUGCUCCUCGACCUGAACCCGGAUGGCGGAAUGAAUGAUGAUGGAAACGAUGAAGACCUUGAAGCAGAGCUGCUGAAUCUGGUGGGAGGAGGUGGAGGAGGAAGAUCACAAGGGAAGAGAGGUGAAGGCAGAGGUGAGACAGGUCUUAAUCUUUCCACACGUAAACAGGUCUAUUUUCUUUCAUAUCUCUGUAGUCUUGCUCAAAACACUGAUAUCUGAUACAUCAAUCCAUUUUAUGUGUUUAAUUUCAGCUCCUGUUGCUAUGGCUGAAAUAGAGCAGAUGGCAGCUCUCUGUAUGAAAGACCUGGAUGAAGAGGAGAUGGAUGAUGAUGAUUUAGAGGAUGAAGAUCUACUGGUAACACACCCUGCUAAUUUUUUUCAAACCCAUUAAAAACUAGAGUAUAUAAUACAGUAAUCUAGACACUAAAUGGCUUCAAUGAUUUGUAAUUUUUCCAAUAAAUGAUUGAUAUUAUUCAUGGAUAUUCUGUUAUAUUUCAAAGACUGAAUAGAGAAUAGUUGAUAGAUCAGCUGCGAACAAACAACUAAGUUGUAACUUUAACUCUGAGCUGUGUAAAUCUCCUCCUGUACAGGCAGAGCUAAAUGAGGUUUUAGAGGACGAUGAGGAUGAAACUCCUGCUCCCACUCCUCCUGCCAUGACACCAAGUGCACCCAAAGUGAGCAGGGCAUCCCACCCUUCCCCACCAGCUGCGAGUAGUGGUGCAACAGGGGUGGAGGCCAAGCUAUUGGAGCGCAUUGAAAUGUACAAAACAGCCAUAUCAAAUGCCAAGGCUGCUGGAGAGACCAGCAAAGUUCGCAGAUAUGACCGUGGGUUGAAGGUAAAAGAGAGGAAACACCUCAUUUAACUUCAGUCAUUCUGUAGUUACAUAUGACUUCACUUCAUGUCUUUAAAUUCAAUUUGUGUAUCUUUAAAAACAACAUGUCAAGGAGUGCUUUUGUAUUCAUCCUCAGACACUUCAGUCAAUGUUGACAUCCGCCAGGAAAGGAAAGCCAAUCAGUGAGGAGGAAAUCCCACCUCCUGUUGCUCUUGGUGGAAAACCCAACACAUCAACUGAGGCUGGCUCAGUCAAGGAACGAGACGUACUGGAGCCUGCGCUGACGCCUUCUCCCAUGAAUCAGAAACCUCUCAGGGAGGCUGCACCAGCAGUUCCUAAUGCAAAACCAGCCCAUCUGACCCCUCCCCAAAAGCCUGUUGCUGCCAUCACCCCGGACACGCCGGCCAUCUCCCCGAUGACCCCAAGCCAGCCAGACACACAGCACUCGGGUAGACUAUGUACUUCACAUUAAUCAGUAAAAAUAUGAUUUUAUUUGCCCACAGUUAAACACAUUAUUAUUAUUAUUAUGAUUAUUAUUAUUGCUGUUUACAUGUUUCUGACCUCUCUGCUGUAACUGCAGGUCAUGUCCAGUAGUUAUUUAAUAUCAUAUAAUCAGAGUUAUUAAGGUAUAAAAACAUUGACAACAGCUGCCAUCGCAGACUAAAAAUCUCAACAUCAUUAGUACUUCUGAGAGUCAUCACUGGAUGUAGGAUGUUGUUCAUGAGAUUAAAAUCUGCUCAUCUUUUUGCUUUCUCUCUUUCCUUCUGUCACACAUCCUUCCCCUCCUAACAGAGCUGAAACAGGCUGUGUUGUCCAGACAGAGGGAAUACAAGAUGGCUGCCAUACACGCAAAACAGGCUGGAGACAUUGACUUGGCCAAGCAGCACUACCUCACUGCCAAAGUAACCAAACUAUUUUUAGAUAUUACAGGAAAGAGGCUGUAUUUUUUUGUUUUUGUGAGCGCACAUUGAAAUAUUUGAUCCUAAAAGAGUUGACUUCUCUUAUUGCAGAAGCUGGACAUGCUCUUGGAGGCUGUGGACAGUGGCGCACCUGUAGACCUGAGCUCACUACCUCCUCCUCCUGGUAAGUGGAAACACAUCUUACCCCAAGGCGAUGGUCAAAAAGUCAUUUUUUUCCACUUUAAACUAGUUUCUUGACAAUUGAGUGUAUGAAAAUGACAAUCAUGUAUUUUUUUUCUAAAUCAGAUAUUGUCCAGUCCUUGUUAACAACAAAUAGAGAACCAUACACUGUAAUUUUCCUUUAGAUAUGGUUCUGGACAACACUUGUUACCUAAUGGUUCAGUACUCAACAUCAGAAGACUGCUCUCCCAUCAACUAUCAAAAGAUAGAUUAGAUUAAAUCAAUAAGUAAUUGAUAAAUGUUUGCGUGAAGGAUUUAAAGAUUUCAGAGUCCCAGUUAGUAAAUGAAAACAUCUUGUUCUGGUCUUUUUCUGAGAUUUGGGGUUUCUUCUGUAACUGUGUAAGUCUGUCUGUAAGUACAGGGUGGCCAUACGUCCCCUUUUAUCCAGACAUGUCCUCUUUUUUGGGGGCUGUCCGGCCUUGUCCGGGGGAGUUUAUAAAAUCCUUCAAAAGUCCAGGGUUUUGUAGGGAAGUUUUGAGUUUGUGUCGCGGAACACUUGACCUGACCUGAAAACUCUAAAUUUACUACAUGCGACUCCAGGGUGGUUCCGUCCCCAAGUGCUCGUGUCCUCUUUCUGGGGAUUCAGAAUAUGGUUAUCCUAUGUAUCUAUUAAGACUGUAUACUCAUAAUAAACCAUCUGUAACCUUGGUUGAUAUAUAUUUAUCUACAGGAGAUGUAGUAGCAGAACACUGUGCACCUCCUCCUCAAUCGUCCUCUAAACCUGUUGCCCCUGCUUCUGCUGCUCCUGCACCUGCAGCUGCCCAGGUGUCCACAGCCGGUAAGCCUCUAUUACCCCAAACCUUGUAUUGAGAAAAGUGCAGGAAAGAGCAGAUGAUAAAAAGGUAGCAAGUUUGAUUGAAAACCUUAAAUGUGUCUGCAUAUACCCCGCACAGACCUGCCUGUCCCGACUAGUGUAGCAGAAGCCCUCCAGCAGAGGAUGGAUAUCUACAAGUCAGCAGCAGAGGGAGCCAAGAGCAAAGGAGACGAUCGUAAGGCUCGCAUGCACCAGCGCAUUGUUAAGGUAUGCACCGUAUUGUUGUAACUGUUUCAAAGACAAGCUUUUUAACCUGAUGUAUAAUUCGUACCCGUAUCUGAAAUAAACGAAAGAAAAGCUUUGGUUGUUCUCAGAGGUUCUGCUUCCAUGAUUCAGCUCGUAUCCCUGGCCUUGUGCUGCUGCUGUUCGGUGGUGAUUUAUUUUUUCCUUUUCUCUCUGACUAACUGGUGGGUGACUCACUUUAUUUUGACUUUAAAUAUCCACUGUUGCCUCCACUGUAAAUACCACUUUUGCUCACUUACCCACCAAAAUAACACCAGUUUGUUUAAACGAGAGGUGCAAAAAAUAGACAGUCUCUUAUUUUGAUUGAUUCAGCUGAAGCAGAAUUUCACUGAAUUUGCAGAAACAAGUGUAUGAUCAAGGCAUGCAUUGAUUUUCCUUUUCCAACAGGAGAAGCACUUUGUUUAGCAUUUGAGUUUUCUGGAGUAAUAUUGCAAAAUUUGGGGUUGGGAGGGUGGGGUGGAAGGGAUUAACAGAUUUCCUCUAUGGCCGGAUAACUUUUGAUCUGGCUUGAAAAUAAACCUUUUUUCGAUAUAUUAAUUUUGCAUCAGCGUCUGUGUUGACAUAUGAAGCAGACAGAUGCUAAAGUAUUUCGAACUGUUGAGUCAGAGAUCACUCUGCUGAAAAAUGGGGAGACAUGGCAUGACACAGAGGAUUGAGGUAGUGCGAUUUUUGGGGCCAUCCACACUGAGAGGAGUUGCAGGCUAUGCCACCGGGGGCAUCAGCACCCAGGCUCCCCGACCCUGGCAGACAACAGCCAGCUGGGCCGAAGGGACCCAGGGACAGUGCCCCCAGCUGCAGCCCAGACACAGUUCCCAGUGUGGAGGACCCCACUAAGGAAACACUGGAGUUAAAAAUGAAAACUAAAAGAACAUGAUAUGAUAAAAGAAAUAACCUGGAAAAAAAUAAGUAAAACGAGUGAACAGUUUGAAAUGAUAAAAGAUACAUCAGAUGAUAAAUAAAAUUGUACCAAUGGUAAGUAGAGCAAAUGAAGUUAUUUAAGGUUAAUAUCGUUUUAAAAAACAAGAUAGAAGCAACAACCUAAAAUAAGAUAGAACCACAUAAGAAACUACUAGUUAAAAGCCUUAUUAAAAAGGUGUUUGACAGCCAAAAUCUCUCAAAACACACAAGAAGUCAACUUUCACACGCACAGUGAUAAAACAGCCCAAGCUUGGUGGAUAUAUCUGUUGACACAGGUCUAACUGACUUAAAGCUCCUGAAAUAGACUGACAUUUAUAUUGAUACCUUGUUAUGAUUUGUCAAAAUAAAUAAGACCAUCAGCGGCUAAGAGGGAACCCACAGGGAGAGGGUGCAGUCAGCCCCGGUUUUCAGCCUGAGAUCACAUGAAGCAGCUGAUCAGCAGAGGUCGAGGUCAGGGACGUACUUUGGUGCUAACGUGUUAAAAGAGUUAAAGACAAACGACAGAAUCUUAAAAUGAAUCCAAGGAUGGGGGUAAUGUGUUUUCUCCUUUCAGUACCAGUUAAAAGAUGAGCAGCAGCAUUUUGACUCACUGUAGACGUGACAGUGAGGCCUAGCUGACACCAACAUAAACAGCAUUACGAUAGUUCAAAUGAGUAGAAAUAAAAGAACUCACAGAAAAUCAUUAAGAGACGAAGCAGAUUCAUUUAACAAAACAACGAACAUUGUGGAAAAUCAUCUACUUUGAUCGAUUACACCAGUAGAUAAUAAUUCAAAGGUAACAGUAUGUGCAAUUUUCACUUUUAACAGUAAUAUAAUUCGCCAUUUUUAUUUCCCAAACAGCAAUACCAGGACGCCAUCAGAGCUCACAAAGCUGGAAAACCCGUCAGCCUGUCGGAUCUGCCUGUGCCACCAGGUACAUUUUCUGCAAGUUAGUUUUAGGAUUCUGCCUCCAAGUUGCAUCAGAUAAGCGCAGUAAGUCAUGUCUGUGUUGUUCCUCCAGGCUGUCCACCACUUCAGGGCUCAGAGGGGGGCCAGCAGAACUCCAUGGGCCUCCUGGAAACAGCCAUGAAACUAGCCAAUCAGGAUGCAGACGCAGAGGAUGAGGAAGAGGAAGGACAAAGAGAGGCAGCAAAGGUAAAAAAAAAAAAAAAAAAGGAACAGGAAAAAAAUUAAAGGUGCGACCAAAUGGUCUGUUUUUUAAUGCGUUGCCAAGCAAUCUGAUUGGUUGGUUUUGAACAGAAGUGAUCAGUGUUUUUCAUGGAUGCCAUGCCAGCUUCAGUGGAGGGUUUUAAGUUUCUCUGCUGCAGCUUCUGCCUGUUACAGGAAAAAAAAUCAUGUUAGAAAUGAAGCAGUGAAACCCAAGAACACAACUCAACCUUGAAUCUGUUCAUGUGUUCAUUGAACUUUUCCUACUUUCUUUUGUCUCAGCCUGUAGCUCGUCCAUCUGCACAAAAAACCAAGUCUGCAGCUCCCCAGGCCCCUGCGGGUUUAAAACUGGGACCUAAAGGUGUGUUCAGAGUUGGUGUUGGUGAUGGUGGUGGACACAUGAUCACCUGCCUGCUCGCUCCAAAUUUGUUAGACAAAGUGUCUAGCAGAGGCACAAUUUCACUUCUUUAUCUCUUAAUUAUCCUUUAGCUCAGCAGCAAGUGGAUUUCCUGUUGCUAAGGCGACAAGCUUUUAUGCGUGCAGCACUGCGCUCCAAACAGAUGAAGGUGAGCCGUAUACUUUUUUUUUCCCCAUCUAUUUUCUUUUUCAGUCGCUGCUGAUAGAUCCUCGCUAUCUUUAAAUUUAGUCGGUGCCUCUGUCAGCGUUGAGGUGUUGUGUGUCUGUUGAGUUUCUGGGGUUUGUUUGUCUGAUCCGUCGGCUGCUCUGGGUUUGUGUUCAGGACAUGAAUGGAGCUGCAAACCACCUCAGACAUGCGAAGGGACUGGACCCCAUGAUCACCGCCGCCAAAAACGGCCUGCCUGUUGAUAUCACCAAGGUUAGAAAAACACAGUUAUGUACAGUGACCUACAAGACAAAACAGGUUUAUGUAUGAGAGCGUGUCGUCACAUCUUACACCUGGUGUGUGAGGUGUGUUAACACCAAGUGUGACAGGAAUAGCGGGCAGUGGGAAGAAGACAAAAGAUGAGGCAGAAACACGUUUGUGUGUGUGUGUGUGUGUGUGUGUGUGUGUACCUGUAUAUUCUCAGCAUCAUUACAAUCCUCAGAUUUCAUAUAGUUGCCCCUUUUCCCGUGUGGCUUUCUUUCAUUUUGCCUCCCUUUUAUUUAGCGUCCCGGCUUCAUAUGAGCCACGUGUUUCUCCCUGACACGGUACAACAUUGUAAUUACCCAGAAUAUUUUUCCAGUGCCUCUGUUAGUUUGUCUUCCUGUCGCUCUGCAGAAACAGAUAUUCAUCAUUUGUAACAGACAGAUGUGCAAGCUGCAUUCCUGACAUCUCAAAACUGUGAAGAAGGAUUAUUUAAAGAGUCAAAUGAACUAUUCAAGGUUUAAUUGAAUGAGAAGAGGUAAUUCUAUUUCCUUUUUUUUCCCACUACAUCUUAUUUCGUUUCUCACCCUUCUUGACAGAUUCCUGCUGCUCCAGUUAGUGAAGAGGACUACUCGCUGGCUAGGUCCCGCUCCUCCCCUCAGUCCCCUCGUUCUAGUGAGCAGUACCACGGCCUCAUGGAUCUGAUGCGCAGGCAGCACGAGGUCAGAGCAAAUCGUUCUCUACUCCUGUCUUUUAAAAUCUGGGGAGCGACAGUGAUCAGCCGUUGUUGUCCUCCAAGGUUGUUCAAUGUUUUUCUGACCGUGCAGCUGUUUGACAUGUUUGAAAACACAGCUGUGUUGUGUCUUAUUGUGCCGGGCUUUUGUCUGUUUUCAUACCCACACGUUCUUUUGUUGUGAAUCCACAUCUACAGAAGUGUCUGAGCCACUCUCAGCAGCUUACACAGAUGGGCAGUGUGGCCGAGGCUCUGAAGUAAGACACAUUCGUCAUUUCUUGGUUUUUAUGAAAUACAAAUUUGAUGUAGUAAAAAUACUACAUCAUUAGGUUGAAACAAUCUUUGUCCUUCACCAGGUUCGAGAGGCUUUGUGAGGAGUGUAUGAAGAGCAUUGAGAUACUGAAGAAUGCCUACGCCAAGGGCCAGCCAGUCCCCAAGUGCCGCACAGAGGAGAGGACCUUCAACACUGUCAAGUUAGCAGAAAACUCAUGCAUUACAAAUUCUAAAAAUGCGUUUUUUGAAGUCAAUAAUCAAUAAGCCUGCCAGCAGCUUCAGUUGUAGCCAUGAUAGUCGGAUAUCCUGCCACUGAAGUCAGUCAAUAUCUCACAGACUGUACAUGGUAAGAGUAAUAGGGAGGGAAACUCCAAAUCACUAAACUGAUCUCUUACUUUUAUGGAGAAGUCAGCUUGAGGUUGGCACUUUUGAGAGUUGUCAAAUAUCUUGAAAAACGUUGAAUUUGGUUGAUGUAAAAUAUUAAGUUUUUGUCAAGAUAAAGAUGCCGCUCUCCUCUAAAACUGACUAUUUCAUUAGUGAUGGGCAUUACGGCUCUUUUUAGUGAGCCAGAUCAUUCGGCUCAGCUCACCAAGAAGAGCUGGCUCUUUCAGUUCCCAAAUGGCUCUUCAUUUUUCCACUAAUACAUUUUCUAAUUCAGCCAAAUUGUUUGGCUUAUGUUAUGUACGUAUGUGUACAAAUACCUCUUAAAUAGUUUAAUACAUCCUUUGUACUGAAGUAUUCACAAGUAAAAAUUAUAUUUUCUAAUAUCAGCCAAUUGUUUUUAUUGCAUUUACAGACCUUUGUAACUCUUUGGAACCACCCAAUGAAUGCACUGACUUGCUUGUAGAACCAUUUUGCUCUACAAAGCAGAUAGAAAUCUCGUCAUUCUGCCUUGUAGUUUUUUUCUAUGGUCUGUGGGGGAAAAAAGAAAAAGAAAAACGUCUCACAGACAGGAGCCGGCUCACAUCUUUCAUGUUAAAGAGUCGGCUCUUUGAACCGGUUCGUUCGUGACCAACACAUCACUACAUUUUAUUCUUGUGAUCAUUAUCAGGUCUGGUUGUUCAGGUUUACUUUCAGGUAACGCUUGUUUUUAUUUAGAUUAAGGGUUUACCAGACAGUAUUUAAACUAUUCACCGCGGUGUCACUAGAACACAGUCUCAGAUGAAAUGAAAAUGCACUUUUAUUGAUUUAUUUAGAAACUUGAAAAAGAUUUCUCGAUUCUUCGCACAUUCAUCGCUUGUUUAUUUUAAAACACAGAGUUAGCAGAUUAACUGGAGUGACUCACUAUGACUCACUCUGCCUCUGCUCCAGUAUCAUACUAGGCUUACAGCUAGGUGACUCUGGCAGUGACUCAUGGAGCCGUCAGGAUCGUUCAGCUCCCCCCUGAUCCUGACAGGACGCCGUCUCUCGCUCUGGACGCUGUUUCUGAAUGAUCUUUUUUCUUUUGUCAUGUAGGACGUACUCCAACCUGACACCCAAUGAGCUGAUGCUGUUUAUCAUUCGAGGCAUAAACCUACCGACUCCCUCAGGUACUGAAAGCAUGUUUGAGUUUGCGCAAACAUCCUGUGGUUGUGUUUCCAAUGUGUGUUAAUUUACACCUACACCUCUGCCUUCAGGUGUCUCACCCAACGAUCUGGAUGCUAGUGUGAAGUUUGAGUUUCCUUUCCCCAGUGCGGUAAGAUUCUUUCUCACUUACUGACUGGAUUACGCAAAUAUCACUCUGUUUUUUUGUAUCUAGAUGUGCUUUAAUGCAUUCAUCUGUGCGUGUAGGAGGAGGCUCAGAGGGACAAAACCAGCACGGUGAAGAGCACCAGCAGUCCAGAGUUUAAAGAGCAGUUCAAACUCAACAUCAGCCGUACGCACCGAGGCUUUAAACGGGUCGUCCAGUCCAAAGGCAUCAAGUUUGAAGUUCUGCACAAGGGGUAACAAUCAUACCCUCUGAGGGGCAAAAGCUUCUCUGUUUGUAUUUAUGUCAAACAAUGGAAAUGUCAGGUCUUUGAAGGCUCUCUCUGUGUCUUUAGAGGCCUGUUUAAGACAGACAAAGUAGUGGGAACUGCCCAGCUGAAGCUAGAAGCUCUGGAAAACCACUGUAGCGUUAGAGAGAUCAUAGAGGUGAGUGCCGGUACCUGAAACCCCACAUGUAUGAAACCCCAUAUUUGUCUAGCAAUGUGUCUAUUUUAUAGGUGAUGGAUGGACGUAAAGCUACAGGAGGCAAGUUGGAAGUGAGGGUGAAGAUCAGAGAGCCUUUAACGGGAGUCGAUCUCCAGCCGGUGACGGAGAAGUGGCUCGUUCUGGAGCCUGUGUCUUCACUCUCUCCUCCAGAGAGACAAAAGGAGCGGCUGGGUAGAGUCUACUUCAGUACAGCAUGACCGCUUUCAAACAGAGCUACUUCUACACUCGUAAAGAUCGUGGAAACGUCACAAAUGUCAAAGUACAGACAUUCAGAAAACUGUGUAUACUUAAAGGGAUAUCCUGGCAUAAAUUUAAGUUAUGGUCAAACACACCGUAACACCGAGUUCGAGACCUCCUCGAGAGAUGAAUGCUGCCGACUGCUUGCUUCUCCAGUUAUACCAACAUUAGUAACGACCGCACGCUAGCAAUACACAGCGGUCUACGUCUCCACUCUAUAGCCACAAAUAAUGCUCAGAGCAGCACCUUACUUCAUCAACAGUACAUAUAGGGUCCUAGCCAUAGUACUAGCCACCAAGCUUUGCCUGGAUUCUUUAGCAAAGACACUGAACACAACUAACCCACUCUCCUCCAGCAGCUGCUUGUUUGUGGGGGAGCCCUGACAAGUCGAUCACCGAUAGGGCUGGGACCCUAUAUGUACUAUUGAUGAAGUUAGGUGCUGUUCUGAGCAUUAUUUGUGGCUACAGAGUGGCUUUUUGGUUGAGGUUUGCGCGUGGAGACGUAGACCGCAGUGUAUUGCUAGCGUGCAGUCGUUACUAAAGUUGGUAUAACGCAAGAAGCAAGCAGUCGGCAACAUUCAUCUCUGGAGGGGGUGUCUAACUCUGUGUUACUGUGAGUUUAAACAUAACUUAAAUUUACUCAGAAAUAUCCCUUUAAUGUUUCUUAACUGUUUUAAAAAUCUUCAUAUGUAGCAGAGUUAUAUGGAAACAACUAGCAAAGAAAUCUUGAGAUACCUGCAAGAGUAGACGAAUUCAUCUCUUAUAUAAAAAAAUAUUACAGGUGCAAACGCUGAGAAGGAGACUAUAGAUACUAAGUUCAUACAUGCAACAAACAGAUGCCAGAUUUCUUUAUAUUUUAUCUCCCAUCAGCUCUCACCCUCAACAGUAUGUUGGUAUCACCCAAUCACAAGUUCACUCAACCAGCUGCUCGUCUCAGUAAAGAAUGUAUCGACACUCCCAUUUUAUCAAAGCCUUAAUGUGUUUUUCCAUAUCAGGCUCCAUCUCCUCGGUCCAAACCCAGACAUGAGGCGAGCAGCCGGAGCAGCCAUCCCGACAACUCCCCUCCUCAGUACAAACUCCACAGCUUCAGCCUGCUGAACUAUGACAGGGAGCGGCUGGAGAGAAAGGUAUUCAUGAGUGUCUGUGUCUGUGUGUGGACCGAACCCCUCCACAGCACUCGACUCACUAAUGCUUGUAAUGUAAGGUCACGUCUGAGCCAUUUGGUCUGUCUCUCAGCUGGCAGAGUACAAAAAGACACGCAGGGAUCCCCCACCUGACCUCAUCCAUCAGUACAAAGAGGUCACGCACCGACUGCAGUGGCAGAAAGCUCAUCUGGAGAGAGGCUCCUCCACUCUUUCAGGUAACACAAACACAGAAGCAUGUAAAUGACCUCACUGAUAAAAAUAUAUGUCUUUACUACUUAUCAAUGUAACAAAAAUUUUACUCCACACUAUGUGCAGAGUAUGAAAAUGUGCUGCGGCGUCUGGUACAUGGACUCUCUGACUCGGUGAAGAAAUUCUCCAGCCAAGGCAACAGGGUGAGUCACUUAUUGUGGUGGUUUUCUCUUUUGUGUUUGUGCACAUCAUACAGUAAACAAAGGUAGCAUAAGUACACAAAGUUCUUUACUCAAGUAGAGGCACAAAUACCGGUGGAAAAAAUGGUGGAAGAACUCUUUAAAUGAAGCUGAGCGAACAAGUUCAGGCGCUGAAAUGUAAACCUUUAACACCCAAAGUAUGAAUAUACAAAAGCAUCCAUCUGUAGUCCAUUUCUUUCGGAUAAUUACGUCUUUAUUACUUCUUUACAUUUAUACAUUUAGCAUACCUCCUCAUGAGAAAUAAAAGGAGAAAAAAAGAGGAUAAAUAGAUCAAGAAAGAAAACAACUUAAGCGCUUAAACAGAUAAAUAAGAGGAGCCCCUUACGGAGUAUUUUUUCCACAAUAGGCCCCAUGUGUUCAGCCCUGCUGAGCGAAUAACCAGCGGUCCAAAAGAGACUUCCAUGUGUUCAAAAAGAUGUUUGUCUUAUUUUUGAAGUAAUGUCUCAGUCAGAGUUUGUUUAAAGAAGUCAAACAUCAGAGGUCUUUGCAGUUUUAAAAUACAAGUCCUCCGAGCAGAUACAGGAUCAAGAGUCCUCUCCAACUCUGAAUUCUCCUUUCUAGACAUGUUUUGAACGUCAACACUACCCAAAAAACAUGGAUAAUAUUUAGAGGAUGAGUUGGAGCAGUUAUUGUCUGCUCAGUUAUCUUCUGAAAACAGUGAGGUUAAAAAACACUCCGGUAUAAAGUUUCCCACUAGUCAUCAUUAAAAUCACAUCUCGGGUCUUUUUCCAUAAAAGAGGUCAAAGAGAAGCUGAAAUGCAAAGCUGGCAGGGAGUUAUAAAUCAAGGGAAUGUUUCCUUUCAGCGAAGUAGAGCUCUCUGAAAGCUCCUCCAGCUCUGACAGGCCCUCUGGUCGUCCGUCCCUUUCUUAGGUAGUGAUUGAGUGAAAAAUUUACAAUUAUUUCUUAAAGUUGUAUUUUUGUACGUAGAAUCCAGUCCUUAAACCCAGAUGGACUUUAAAGGAGCCUUAGAAAACAAAAGACUGGCAGUGAUGUAUGCCAUACUUUUUCAAACAUGGAGAUUUUAACUGGAGAGGAACUUUUUUACAUCUUGCCAAGCCUGAGGAGUGUUGACUGUGUUUUGCCAAGUUCCCACUGUCUCUCACUGUCAUUGUGUACCAAAGAUAAAGUCCUAAUGUUGAUUAAGGAAUAUAAGAAGUAGGAAAAAAAAAUAUGUACAUGUUUGAAAAAGUAAAGUAGUGUUCAGAGAGAAAUCUCAAGUGUAGUAAAUAAGAAGGUGAAACCGCUUUGACACUUCCCACCUCUUUGUACAAGUGUAAUGUUUUGUUUUUCUCCUCAUAGGAUGCUGCCAAGGAUGCACUAGGCAGACUGAAGAUGGUGGAGAAUGAGGUAAAGAUGCCAGGCACCGUCAGUAUCACCAUUAAUGUCUUUAUUAUCACGUAUGCACACAUGUUCAUUGUACACUGUCUUUCUCCGCUUCAGCUGGAAUCUCUUAAAAGGAAACGCACUGGAUGAGAGGAGGGUGAGGGGAGUGGAGGCUUGGCUGGAGUACUGUUAUGUCAUCUCUCUAUACAAACACUACAGCGGGUGUUUUAAAGGAACCUUUAGCAUGACCGUAUGCUGCUCACGUUCAUGACGACUGCAUGACCCAACCUGAUGAUUCUGUGAUUUGAUCUGACAGUGUCACCUGUGUCACCUGUCUUAGUGAUUAACAAAACAAAUCUGUAACUAGGAGGGGACACAGCCUUUAAAAACAAGCAUUAAAAUGAUAAGAAGGCUUAUUUGCACUUAAAGACUAACACUACAUAAAGCUGCUUCUAAAGUUUGGCUUUCCAGACCUUACAUGUUUAGUGUAACCCGCAUUUCCUCUGAGGAUAUUUGCUUAAAAGACUUAAAGGUUUACACCUGGCACCAGCUCAGACAGCCUCAGAGAGAUGUCCAGAGAUGACCAAAAAUAGUGUGUUUAUGUGUGUAUGUGCUAAGACGUGUGUUUAACCAAUGGACUGAGGUGAUUUUAACCCCUUUUUUUCCAUAUUUUAUGUGUGUAAUGAGCUUAAUCUAAUCUGUCUGCUCCAGUGCUCCCAGAUUACAGUAAUCUGCUCCAUUUGGAGUGGUGUGAUAUGGGAAUAAAAAAUAAAAAAAAACGGGGCUUCAGGGCCCCGCAGUCUACAUCCCAUAAUGAGGGAUUAGUGUUUGUGUCACCAAGGAGACGACUAGAUCAGACGUAGAGUCGCCUUUGGGGCUGGGGAGAGGGGGUGUUAACGGCGUGCCAUGAAUGCGGUGGAGGCUUAGCCUGCAUCGGGAUUGCUUUUUCCUCUUCCUCAUCAGCUGUUUCUUCUCUGUUGUCCUCUUCAUCUCCACUUUCUUUACACCAAUUCCUUUGCAUUUAUUCUGAGUCAUGAGUAAUUGGCUGCUCCGCUUGGAUUUCUUAAAAACUCUUCAACAAUAUGAAGAUUCAGAUUAAAAAAAAUAAUGAACAGACCCUGCACGUGUCAGUCAGGUGCAGACUAGGUGUAAACUGAACCGUGCUCUCCAGAGAUCUUAGUGUCAUGUCCUCAAACAGACAACCUCAUAAGCGUCUGUAAGGCUGGGUAAUUGCUCAUUUCUCCUGUAGACAUCCCUGUCAUAGUCAUCCCUCUUAAUCCCCGUCAAAUCCAGAUGAAUCAAACUUCAUAAACUGUGACAAUGCAGAUGUCUUUAAAUGAAUCUGUCACAUAAGAAUUUAGGUUAAAAAGUCAUAAUGUGACUAAUAUGUGGCAUUAGUGGCCUUCUAUAUUUAGAUCUCUGGAUAGAUGUUUCCUCUGUGUGUUUGACAACAUGUUAACCUGCUUCUGUUGAUCCACGUUUAUUGCGUGGAGCCAGGAUGUAGCACAGCACUAUAAAUAAGCCUUACUGUAUGAUUUUGUUUUGGCUCGAUGCCCACAGUGUUGUGGUCACGUGACGCAGCAGGGGAUCAUGUGUUUGCCCUAAUCCACCAACGGCAUCACCCCAUUAACAAAUAAUCCUGGCCAACACUGACCUGAUACUGCCCCGCAAACACUCUUUGGAUUUUUGUAUAUCACCCCUGCCCCCAUACCUCAACAUUUUUUUUUAAAACUUAUCAGUGUUUUCUGACUGUUAGGAUGCUUUUUGAUCAGGUGGUGAAAACCGUAUUGAUCUCUGCUCACGGUAAAUUAGUUUUAGUGUGAUGUAGAGAGACAUUUAAAGGACUACAGCACUGUGUUUACAACCCUCACUGCAAAUCGUGCACACCUUUUAUGUUUUCUUUUCUGCACAUGCUGCACAGUUUCUGAUUGUGUAUGUCGUGUCAGCCGUCACUUUUCAUUCAUAUCUAUGCUGUAUCUCGGCUAACAGGCUUUUGAAACUUCCUUUAAGUUUGACAAGACAUUUAAGAUCAAUGACUCAAGUAGUUCAACACAGAAACCAUAAAGUCUGCACUUAUGUCGCAGCACAUCUUAAAGUUUUCGAACAGUACAGAUGGUUUUAGAUUAACAACUAAAAAUCAUGUAAUGAUUGACGUGCUUUGCCUGCUCAUGUUAAAGAUCAAAUCAGCAAAGACUGGUUUGUCCAAAUAUUGACACAAACUAAAAGUUCUUUAGCUUUAACAAGUUGCUAUGAAACUCUAAACAAUUUCAUUGUUCCCACCACUCCUUUUACAAUUACAACCAUAUCAGACAAUGAAACAACAAAACAACACUUUGGAUUUCGGACUAGACUAUUUUUUGGUUGUUUCGUGGUUUAAAGGACACUUCAUCAGCAAGUUUUUCUUAUAAAAGCUGAAGCUGUGAUGUUAAACUGGUUUGCAGUGAAUCCUCCUAAACCCAGGCUGUGGCACAUGCAUGUCUUCACACCCUUAAAUGCAGCCUGCUCCCUUUCACUCCAAAACCUUUAACCCUGCGUAACCCCAAACACACAAACACACACUCCUGUCACAGCACUCUGGUAACCUCACGGCCUCUAAGGCUGUGGUGUUGUCAUGGCAACUAGCUCAUCAGCAUUCAGUGAAGCGGUUCGGAUAGUCAGGGCUAAGGGGAGAGGGACAUAUUGUUAAAGUUUGUCCUGCUGGUGACUCUUCCUUGUCUUACACUCCCAAGACAUCACACACUCUUUAUUCUUUCAUUAUUUGUUCUUUAAGUUUGUCUCUGUGUUUCUUGUUUUUCUUUUUCUUUUUGGGCUGCACUCCAUUUACAGAAGAAAGUUUGAUUUUAUUUUCAGAGGCAGUUAAUGUGUUAAUCUGGGCUCGGGAAAAUAAACAUGUUUUACUGGUGACAUUUCUUUGGUAUGCUAAUGAAUGUCAUGUAAAGGCAAUCAAUAUAAAUGAAUAUUUAUAUACAGCAAAUAAACAGCAUCAUAUGCUCUGUCUCUAUUUUGAUGUGUAAGUCUCGCUGAUGUGUGCAGCUCAAAAUGGGAAUGUAUGAAAGCCUGAUUAUUGAGGCUUUACUCUCUUAUGUAUGAGGUCGAUGUUAACAUGAAUAAAGUGGUGAGAAAAGCA